Messenger RNA from Suillus plorans, 612 nucleotides. RefSeq lists its product as uncharacterized. The record is from RefSeq and is a predicted model, not a curated record. The coding region runs from base 1 to 612 and encodes 203 amino acids. The transcript has 4 exons. NCBI's taxonomy places the organism in Eukaryota, Fungi, Basidiomycota, Agaricomycetes, Boletales, Suillaceae.
AUGUACAAUGUGCAAUUGGGUAUCGCAGCCGCAGCGAGCCGCCAAGUCACCGACUCCCUCGAUCGGUCAAUUGUUGUAUUUCCCCGGAUGCGUGUACACUUGAACGUUCCACGAUCUAUGCGUCGCUACUCAUUUCUGGUGUCCGGCUGGCAUUUCCCGAAUCUCGUCGGCUUUAACCUGCGGCCUGCCCUCUGCACUGCAAUGUCAGCUGUCAGUCGCCUCCAUCUCUUUCUUGACGCGUGCCGAGGAUUGGAGGCAGCCGAGGCACUUAGCAGCAGCGCGAAGAGUGGAGCCAACAUCAUACUUAGGUUGUCCACAUGGCACGAAGGCAUACAAGCAAACCAGACAGGAUCAGCAUUUAAUGUGGUUACAAGAGCGACAUUGCUUGCAAAACACGCCAUCUUGCGAAAGGGGUCAAGUAAGGAGUUGUCGCGUACGCAGGCAGAAACGACGGAAACGGUAAUAUCUUCUCGCGGUAACACAGAGGUGCCGGCACUCGACAAAACCCUUACUCCACACUUCGUGAGAGUUGGGAAUCACUUCUCGCGCGACAAAAACGGUCCCGCAAGCACCUACUAUGACGCGACGCUUAAGUCCAGGCACGCUGACUGA